UCCGCCUCUCGAUUUGUGCGUCUCCUUCGUGAGAAUUUCUCCUCCCUCCGUUCUGACCUAUGUUUAGCCCCCCAUCCGCGGCCAUGAGCUCGUCUUCCCCUGCCUCCUCCUUAUCAUCCCUCUCUUCUACGGAGAGGGGGAGAGAUAGGGAAAGACAAGAAUAAAAAAAACAGAGGAGGGGGGUUUCGGUAUCCCUCCUAAGCUCCUAAUCUCUUCUUCUAUUUUCCUUUCGGGCAGAGGAGUAUAUCAGACUAUUACUCCUCUUCUUGCCUGCAAUGGCCAUGGAAGGAGAGAAGCGGAGGUACAUCACCUCCAAGGAGCUCCGGGGUCACAACAACCCGACCGACCUCUGGAUCUCGAUCCAAGGAAAGGUCUACGACGUGACCGGGUGGGUCAAGGACCACCCCGGGGGCGACAUCCCCCUCCUCAACCUCGCCGGCCAGGACGUCACCGACGCCUUCGUCGCCUUCCACCCCGCCACCACCUGGGCCCUCCUCGACCGCUUCUUCGUCGGGUACCUCGCCGACUACCGCGUCUCCGCCGUCUCCAAGGACUACCGCCGCCUCGUCGCCGAGUUCGCUCGCCUCGGCCUCUUCGACAAGAAGGGCCACGGCGUCCUCUACUCCCUCAUCUUCAUGUUCAUCCUCUUCCUCGUCUCCGUCUCCGGCGUCGUCUUCUCCACCAACACCUUCGUCCAUCUCAUGAGCGGCUUGCUCAUGGGCCUCCUCUGGAUCCAGUCCGGCUUCCUCGGCCACGACUCCGGCCACUACAACGUCAUGACCACCCCCGGCAUCAACCGGCUGAUGCAGAUCCUCUCCGGCAAUUGCCUCACCGGGAUAAGCAUCGGCUGGUGGAAGAGGAACCACAACGCCCACCACAUCGCCUGCAACAGCCUGGAGUUCGACCCCGACGUCCAGCACAUCCCUCUCUUCGCCGUCUCCUCCAAGUUCUUCAACUCCUUGACCUCCUACUUCUACGAGAGGAAGCUCGCCUUCAAUUCUUUCGCCCGGUUCUUGGUGAGCUACCAGCACUGGACCUUCUACCCAGUCAUGUGCGUCGCCAGGGUAAAUCUCUUCGCGCAGUCGGCGAUCCUCCUGCUUUCCAACAAGAAGGUCCCUGGCCGAUGGCAGGAGACGGUGGGGUGCGUCGUUUUCUGGAUUUGGUAUCCUCUGCUCGUCUCCACGCUGCCCAACUGGACCGAGAGGGUGAUGUUUGUCGCGGCGAACUUUGCGGUCACCGGAAUCCAGCACGUUCAGUUCUGUUUGAACCACUUCUCGGCGAGCGUCUACGUCGGGCCGCCACGUGCCAAUGAUUGGUUCGAGAAGCAGACGAUGGGGACGCUCGACAUCUUGUGUCAUCCCUGGAUGGAUUGGUUCCAUGGGGGUUUGCAGUUCCAGGUGGAGCACCACUUGUUCCCCCGCCUGCCGAGGUGCCACCUCCGGAGGAUCUCUCCGUACGUGAAGGAGCUCUGCAAGAAGCAUGGCUUGCCAUACACGGCUGCAUCGUUCUGGGAUGCGAAUGUGAAAACGAUUGGGACUCUGAGGACUGCGGCAUUGCAAGCUCGGGACCUGGCGAAGCCGGUGCCCAGGAAUUUGGUCUGGGAGGCUGUGAACACCCAUGGCUGAGUCUUCGGAGGGUUGUUCUUCUGGCGCAGUUCAACUUGCCAUUCUUUCCCACUGUUCUGAAAAAGAAAAGCACCAAAGUUCUCUGCCAACAUGGGUGGGAUUUGCCGUGUGAGCUCACGAUUUUAUAGGGUUGGGAAAGUGAAAUAUUGUUGCAUUUACCUCUGCUUUUGUCAUUUUUGGUAGCACUGCAUAAUUAUGUUCUCGCAUCACAGGACAAGACCAAGGAAUAAUUCAAAAGGACAAUUUUGCAGAUU
Elaeis guineensis (African oil palm) is the source of this 1879-nucleotide messenger RNA. RefSeq names its product acyl-lipid (9-3)-desaturase-like. NCBI's taxonomy places the organism in Eukaryota, Viridiplantae, Streptophyta, Magnoliopsida, Arecales, Arecaceae. Gene Ontology annotation, cellular component: membrane. The record is from RefSeq and is a predicted model, not a curated record. Gene Ontology annotation, molecular function: oxidoreductase activity, acting on paired donors, with oxidation of a pair of donors resulting in the reduction of molecular oxygen to two molecules of water. Gene Ontology annotation, biological process: lipid metabolic process.